This is a messenger RNA of Lottia gigantea (owl limpet), 1863 nucleotides long. RefSeq lists its product as hypothetical. The transcript has 3 exons. The record is from RefSeq and is a predicted model, not a curated record. Lineage: Eukaryota; Metazoa; Mollusca; Gastropoda; Lottiidae. The coding region runs from base 1 to 1863 and encodes 620 amino acids.
AUGACGAUGCAUCAAAACCCAAGAAGUCUUGAAAUGACCACCUCGACCGUUCCAAAAUUUCCAACAAUUCGAAAUAAAUCAAAAGAAAAGGACUAUCGGAAGCCUCCUAAAAUAGAAGUUGCAAUGAAUAAAAGAUUUUUAUACAAACCUUAUACUAUGAUGAAUGGCGACGACCUACCGGAACUGAAGCGCUUGGAACAUACUGAGCUCGCAGAUAAAACACGAUCCAGAAAUAAAAUGGAGAAAGAUCGUUGUUGGCGCGAUAUCAACUUAAGUUUUAGAGAUCACCAAUAUGCUCUGGCUGGUUUAAGACAAGAACAGUCGCUCGUGUACCAAUUUAUGUGCAAAGUACAGAAGGACAAACGCCGAAUUCAGAGACAAGUUCAUAAAAGACGUGAAUUAGAAUUUCAGGGUAAGAUGCGAUGGGAGAGAAUAAAGGACAUGUGUCGUUAUGUUGUGUUUAAGUUUAGAGAGAAUGCACAAAAGAAAAAACAAGCGCGUUUAUCAUUUGUAGACUUGAAAUCUAAGAAACAAAUUCCUCAACAAAGGAAGGUUAUUGAUAAUCAUUCGGAAGGGAAUACUUCGACUGUAAUGCCUCGAACUGUGUACAACGAAUUAGCUAAACGAUCACAAUUGGAAAUGAUUCCUGAUGCUGAUGGCCACGAAGAACAGCCUAUAAAUCGUUAUAGCGAGAAGUCUGUUACAAAGAUUGAAGAUCCAGAAGAGACAAAAGGUUCAAAUCCAGUAAAAAAUGAUCCUGGCAGCAAUUUGAUUGAUGCUACCAUGAUAUACACCAAAUCAAAAACCGAGUCAGAUAUUUUACCAGCCAAAAUCGUUUCUACAACUGUUCGUUCAGGAGCGUUUGAAACGUUUAGAAACGGAGACACGGCCAAAGAAGGUGUAAAUGACGAGGUAGAUGUCAAACCGGAAGUGAGUGGAAUACAAUUCAAAUCCCGCGUUAAGGCAAAGGUUGUACAAGUUCGAAAAGAUAAAUCCAAACAACCAUUAACAAAGGAUAUUCUUGAAACAGAUUUGGACGGAAACAAUCAAACUAAAAAGAAGUCACCGGAAGAAAACAAAUCAUGUUCAUCAAACGAAUCACUAAAUCUACCUAAAAUCCACGACAAUUCAACUAUUAGCCAACCUUUAUCAUUUCCACCAAAUAACCCUGUUACUCCACAUAAGACCAGACGUACUGGAAUUGUAAAGGCACCGGAAGUAAUGUCCACAGACAAUUGCUCAGACCAUCCCGCUAAACCAGAAAGUACAGUUUCUGUGUGUUAUUUAAACGAACCAGAGUCUGAAAAGGACGAAAUGUGUAACGAAGCAAACCGGAAGCACAAGGCCGAAAGAGAGAGCCUCGCUAUGAUUUUGAAGAAACGUAAAAAGGCACGAGCUAAAAAGGAUUUGGAAAAUUUAAACAGGGAAUCUUUUGUGAAAUAUGAACGAACUAAAAGUGGUUUAUUGAAAGCAUUUCCUGGAAAACGUGAAGAUUUCUUACCCCCUUCUAAUAAACACCUACACAAUAGACAGAAAUUGUUAAAACAAGAACAUGAUGCGAUUCUACGUCAAAGAUUGAAAUUACACAAAUUCUAUAAUAGUGUAAUUGAGCUAAGAGACCGAGUUGCUGUUCACGAAUCCCCACCAGAUGAACCGAAAGUCGUUCAAGAUAAAGAGUUACCAAUAUUAGAAGAUACUCUAUCUCAGAUGACAAAUAGCAUCUUUAACAGUGUACCGACUGAGCAACCCGAGAUACAGGAUGGUGACUCUACUCGUUAUGUCAGAGUUUAUGAGAAAGACACCAAAGAACAAGAGCAGAGUUAUAGAAAUAACAGUCGACGUAUGUCUAGCUGGAAUAUGUAG